AUUAUAAAAACCAGAAGUUUAGAAUAGAACCGGCAAGCAAAUCACUCAGCCUAAGUCAUCCUACUUUCAAACAAUUAUUCUCAUAUCUUACCUGCAUUUAACUGUUUCAAGUGAGAAAUGGCGGAAGGAGUUCUCUUCAACGUAGCUGAGGGAAUCAUUGGCCAACUGGGCAACCUAGCUCUCAAAGAGAUUGGACUGAUCUGGGGUGUCAAAGAUGAGCUUCAAAAGCUCAAAAACACGGUUACAACAAUCAAAGCUGUGCUUCAGGAUGCAGAGGAGCACCAGGCGCUGAGCAAUGCCAUCAAGGAUUGGGUGGAAAGGCUGAAAGAUGUAUUUUUUGAAGCGGAUGACUUGCUGGAUGACUUUUUCACUGAAGUUUUACGGCGGGAAGUGAUGACCAGGAAUAAGAAAGCGAAAGAGGUACGCAUCUUCUUUUCCAAAUCGAACCAACUUGCAUAUGGUCUUAAAAUGGGUCAUAAGAUUAAGUCAAUUAGGGAGAUACUAGAUGCUAUUGCAGCGGAUAGGAAGUUCCACUUAGAGGCACGUCCUAGGGAGACACAAGGCAGUAGUAGGGGGAGAGAGAGUCAUCAUUUUGUACGUGCUGAAGAUGUUAUUGGAAGAGAGGUCGAUAAGAAAGUCAUCAUAGAACGUUUAUUGGAUUCCAAAAUUGAAGAGAAUGUUGCAGUCCUUCCUAUAGUUGGAAUUGGUGGACUAGGUAAGACCACAUUAGCUCAAUUUGUAUUCAAUGACGAAGAAAUUAAAAGUUAUUUUGAGAAAAAAUUGUGGGUGUGUGUUUCGGAUGAUUUUGAUGUAAAAACAAUUGUUGAGAAAAUCCUAGAAUCUGCAAAAGGUAGUAAACUAGGAAGCCUUGAAAUCAACACAAUGAUAAAUGAUCUUCAUAAAGAAAUUGAUGGAAAGAGAUACUUGCUUGUAUUAGAUGAUUUGUGGAAUGAUGAUUCAAAAAAAUGGGAUGGUUUAAAAGGACUUCUUAAAGGUGGUGCAAUAGGUAGUAGAAUAUUAGUGACUACACGUGAGGAAAAGGUUGCAAAGAUUUCGAAAACUAUUGAACCAUACUAUUUAAAGGGUUUAAAUGAAGAGGAGUCUUGGUCUUUAUUUAAGCAAAAGGCAUUUGAAAAUGGACAAGAACCAGAAAAUUUAAGAAUUAAGGAAAUUGGAAUGGAAAUUGUUAGUAAGUGUAGAGGAAUUCCACUUGCCAUAAAUACUAUAGGAAGCCUGUUGUACUUUAAAAUCUCAGAAGAUGAAUGGUUGGCCUUCAAGAAAAACGAAUUUCCAAAAUUAGAUCAAAAGGAAAAUGAUAUCCUACCAACACUUAAGUUAAGUUAUGAUCAUCUACCAUCACAUUUGAAACAAUGUUUUGCUUAUUGUAGUUUAUUUCCAAAAGAUUACCAGUUUGAAAAACAAGAAUUGAUUAGGAUAUGGAUGGCACAAGGGUUCAUUAAGCUAUCAGGUCAAAACCAAUGCGUAGAAGAUGCUGGUCAUGAGCAUUUCAUGGAAUUACUUUGGAGAUCAUUUUUUCAAGAAGAUAAAGAAGAUUGGUGGAACACAAGACCUAUUUUCAAAAUACAUGACCUCAUGCAUGAUCUGGCGAUAUCUGUAGUGGGACGGGAGAACAUCUCAUUUGGCAUAAAUGGUGAAAAAAUUUGUGAAAAAACACAUCAUGUGUCAAUUGGUUUUGAUUUAGCCUCAUCAUCCCAAAUUCCUGCCUCAUUGUUUGAAGCAAAGAGGAUAAGAACAUUCCUUUUGCCAUGUCAAACUUGGCAUCCAGAAAAAAUGGUAGUGAACCAGUCAAUGUGUAAUGCAUUUGUUUCAAAAUUUAUGCUCUUGCGCAAGUUAGAUUUGAAUAGUAUUGGCAUUAGGAGUGUGCCACAUUCUAUUGGAAAGAUGAAGCAUUUAAGGUAUCUCAAUCUUUCAAAUAAUCGUUACAUAAAGAUGCUUCCUAAUUCCAUUACAAGGUUGCAGAAUUUGGAAACAUUGAAUCUCGGUUAUUGUGUCAAACUUAUAGAAUUGCCAAGAAAUAUUACUAGAUUAGUCAAUCUUAGGCAUCUUAACAUUGAUAACUGCAAUAGUUUGACUCAUAUGCCACGUGGACUUGGGCAAUUGACUAAUUUCCGGUCACUAGCUGAGUAUGUGUUGAGUACAAACUCUAGGUGUGGUGGUGAGUUGAAGGAACUUCACAGAUUAAACCAGCUAAGAGAAAAUAUAAGGAUUAAAAAUCUUACACACAGGAAAGAUGCUGAAUUAGAAUAUAAGGCUGCAAAUAUGAAAGAGAAACGAAACCUUGAAGGCAUGGCAUUAGAGUGGAUAAAAGGAGAUGUCAAUGAAGUGGAUGUUGGGUACGAUGAGAAGUUACUCGAAGCUUUGGAACCAUUCCAAAGUCUUAAACUUUUGGAAUUAAAUGGCUACAUGGGAGUGAAAUAUCCAAGAUGGCUUUCGUCACUCAAAAAUCUUGUGCGCCUUACGCUAUAUUCAAUGAAGAAUUGCCAAGAUGUGCUUCCAUUGCAUCAAUUUCCUUUUCUCAAAACUCUUAGGUUGAAUGAUGUUCCUUCUCUUGAGUACGUAUCAUUAAUGUCAAAGAGUGUUAACCUUCCACCCCUAGAGUUACUAAAAAUUAUGAAUUGCCCUAAUCUGAAGGGAUGGUGGAAGAGGAGGAGCGACUCCAUCAAGGAUUAUGAAGAUGACGAUGAUAAUUAUGGUGAAAUAUCGAUGAUAAAAGCAAAGAAUCAUUCUCUGCCUUCAUUUUCUCGUCUUUCUACUCUACACAUUUAUGGCUGCCCUGAACUAUCUUCAAUGCCUUUAUUUCCUUAUCUUGAAGAACUAGAUCUGGAAAACUCUAAUUUGAUGCCAUUGGAGCAAACGAUAUCAAUGGGAAUGAUAAGUAUGGCAUCUCAAGAAAACACAAUAGCAGCAGUAGUAGCAGAGUCAAUCUCUUCUGCUCGUUAUUCUUCUUCUUCAACACUUGCCAACUUAUUCAGCCCUCUCUCCAAGUUAAAAUCUUUGCGUAUUAUUCUGAUAAAAGGCAGUGAUGGUCAUGUCCUUCAAUCUAUACAACAUCUCACUGCACUCCAGGAACUUUCGUUAUCUAAUUAUAUUGGGGAUGGGAUGGAAUUGGAAUGGCAAGGCCUGAGGAAGCUUCAGUAUCUAAGUUUAUAUGAUCAUCCAAAAUUGGCCUCUCUUCCAGUGGGGCUUCAACAGGCCACCUCUCUGCGACAUCUCACAAUUUCAAAUUGUCCAAGUUUGACAACAAUUCCGGAGUGGAUCUGCAACAUCAUAUCUCUUCAAUCACUCGAGAUUUUGCAUUGCACCAAUUUGACAUCAUUACCUGUCCUUACUUCUUUAAAGAAACUGGAGAUUUUGGAUUGUCCCAUCUUAGCGGAAGGUUGCAAGAGUGAGGAUUGGCUUGCUAACAUCCAAAACUUGAAAGGAGAUCUAGCUCCACCAAAAGAAGAAGAAUCAGAACAAAAUGAAAGUAUGAAGAAACAUGAACUUAAAUCUCAGCUCUUUACCAAAAUUUUUAGGCAUUGCAGUGUUCCAACAAGUCAAUAACUCAAUGAUGAGGAUCAUCAAUUGGUGAUAAGGAGAUAAUAUUUGUGGGGAGAAGUAUAUCUGGCAACAGAAUCAGCUUGUGUAGCUUGCGUUGGAUUUAGAUCAUAAAUUGAUAUUCAAGGUAGCAACACUUGGAUAAAGGACAAGUGGUUGCUAAUUGGCUUUCUCCUUGAAUUCGAAUGUUACAAAGGUGAAAUUGCUCUGGAAUGACUUGAGACAGCGUAUAUCCCUAAGGCUGAAGUUGAAUUUAGAAGGAUCCAUCAUUAUUCCAUAAAAAGGCAUUUAGCAAACAUUUUGGUCACAUAUAUGUUCAGGCAGAUACGUAGUAGAUAGCCACAACCUAAAUGCAGUGGAUAGUCACUUGUGAAAUGUAUAAAAAAGCAGCAAUUUAUGAGAAGGGUGUGGAAAUCAUGGGGAUUCCACAACGUGCUUGAAUAUGACAGACUUCCUUCUUAAAAAGAAUGAGUAUCAUUGAGGGAAAUGUAGAGGCAAGCAGCAAUUCAGGAGAUGGUUGGGGGAACCGUUUUGAGCUGUUUUGGCAAAUGGAUUCUAUUUCCCCUUUUCAAUGGACCCUCUCCCUGCUUUAAAAAAUCCUACUCUGCAAUAGAGUCCAAUAAGGGAGUUCUAAACUGAAUCUAGUUUUGAUCCUCAUUGAGGAUACCAAGUAAAGAGGUAGAGCUGGAAGAGGUGCCCCCUAAUGUGAUAUUUGGAGUGAAAAUCAGCACUUGGUGUUUCUGGGAUAAUAUUUGUGGGGAGAAGUAUAUCUCGUAACAAUACUGCAGAAUUAGCCUGUGCUGUUCCUUUUUAGGUCAAUCAAGAUGGAUGAACCUUUUGUAAGUAACACUAGAAACGAAUUAUUAUAUAUACAAUGGGCUUAGGACGAAUGGAUACAUAGAAGGUUUAGGUAUUGCCAUGGGCUUAGGUAGCUUGGGCUUUAUAAAUGGGCCUUCACGUCACAGUUGCACUACCUCUUCAAAUUUAGAUCAUAUUGACCUAUAUGGACAUUAUUGUGGUAAAUUCAGUAUGUUUAUUGGAAAGUUUUGAGCUGUUUUCAAGUUUAUUCACUUGGUUCUUUGAUUAUCAGAGGGAAAUGUAGAGACAAGUAGCAAUUUAGGAGAUGGUUGGGGAAAUCAGGGGGGAUUUUGCAAUAUGCUUGAUUAAGAUAACCUCACUUCUUUAAAGAGAUCAAGUAUUGUUGACUGACUCAAGUUGUUACUAAGAUGGCAGAGUCAAACAAGAAGUGGCAUAAACCUACUCCCUUUUAUUUGAUAGUGGUACUGAAUUAAUUAGAACCAGAUUCAGAAUUUACUGCCACAAUGACUUCUUUAGGUAUAAUGAUAAUAUGGUUGGAAAUUCAAAGCUGGCAACAAUAGCGUAAAGUUCUCCUGGAAUCAGCAUCUUAAACAAUGGGCUUGUAAUGAUCUCAAAGAUCAAAAUGCACUUAGAGUUCAAAUGGCAGGACACAGGUAAGGGGAGGAUCUUUAGAUUUUUGUGAAAGAAAUGCUCCUAUCACAUUAUUGCUGAAAAGGACUGAAUUGCUCCUAUGUCAUCCUAAUUCAUUUCUAUCUUGAUUUUAAAUUUUGGCUUCUAGAUUCAAUUUCCCCAUGUGCUUCUACUUCAAUCGUGCAUCGAGAUCAUCCCCUUAACUCUAGACCCUCUCCCUUCCAAAAAAAUCUUAUUCAGCAACAAAGUCCAAUGAGUGAGUUCUAAACUGAAUCUAGUUUUGAGCCUCAUUGAGGUUACCAAGGAAAGAGGCAAAGGUCGAAGAGGUGCCCCCUAAUCAGGUAUUUGGGUAAUCAUCCUCUUUUCACUGGACACCCCAAUAAGCCUCAUUUAGAUUGGACUAAUGCACUAUUUUGACAUUUUAAGUUAGACAAAAAAAAAAAAAAAAUUUAGUGAUGGAUUAUUUAAAUUUAUUCUCCAUUUGGUUACAGGAAAAAAAGUAGGAGGAAAAAGUAGAGAAAAAAAUUGAAAUAAGAAAGUCUUAAAUUGUUUAUCAGUGGGAACAAGAAACUAUAGUGAAUACUCCCUUGUAAUGAUGAGUUCAUUUUCUUUUAGUCAACAAAACAUCAUUGUAUAUCUCUUUCUCUCACUUAUCAGGAAAAUGCCAGGUAUUAAUGGGCAAGCUUCAUUCAUUAUAUGAAUCAAAAUGACUGUUCAAAUCCUAGACAUAGAAACUAAGACCAUAAGGAUCUAAAACUCCUAAUACUUCUACAAGUUCAUUCAUAUCAUUUUAAACUGAGUCCUCUAUAAAUUUCUCAAUUAUAAUUGCACAACUUCACUGUUGUUUUUUUUUACAAGUAUUGCUGAUUUUUAUUAUAUCUGAUUAUGCCUAUUCUUCCAACUGGGUUGGUUCCACGGUCAUACAUGCAAAAAUAGAAAAAAAUUAAAAAAGAAGUACUUGAUACUUUAGUGGCUUAAGUUCCUUAAUGAAGAUGUGUGCAUGCACAACAUAUGAAUGUAUGUGUGCAAGUAUUAUGCCUUUUUUCCUCUUUUUCUUACCACAUGGAUGUUUCAGGUCUCUGGCCUGGCAGCUUUGUAUAUAAGUUCAUUUUCUUCUAGAUGAAACUAUAGACUUUAAGAUGUAUGAAACCAUUAAAGAGGAAGUCAGACAUUGAUGCUUAUGACGCAAUAGGAAAAAUAUUAGAUGACCUAAAUGUAGAUACAGAAGUUGAUUAUGUUUAUUUCAAUCAAUUAACUUUAUUGAAUCAGCAAAUAUAUUUAAUUGAUUCUAAUUGUAUAUCCCAGCUGGCAAAACUUGAGCUUUGGUUGGACAAAUCAAAAGUGGGAAGCCAACAAUUGUCAGUUCUCCAAAUUGAUACAAUGAUCUUCAAGUGGGCAGAGCUCUUAUGGAUAAUAUGAAUCUCAAAAAUUUUCAAAUUAAAUGGAGUUGGGGAAAUUUGGUCUUGUCAGCCAAUUGACUAAAAGUUCAAAAGAAAAUGUUAAUACUUUCAGCAUUACUAUUUGACCUUGUCUGAAAACAUAGACCUAAGUAGCAAAACACAAAGCUUUUGAUGCUUCCUUAUUAGCAAUGACAGAUUCAGUUAAACAUUGACCUAAGUAAUAAGUACAGGAUGAGCUUCAUCAUGUAAGCUUUAGAUAUCCAACUAGGCUGGAUAUUCAGGUUUUCCAAGGCCUUAGCUUUGCAAUUCAUUUUGGCAAAGUUAAAUUUUAUUUUUAAGUUGUGUUUUACCACCUUUUUACUUCUAUAAAGCUUUAGCACCAAAGCAGUGCUAGAACUUUUUUUUAAAUGAUCAAGACAUAAUUGAAAAAAAAAAAAAAAAAACAAUUGUUGUCACUCUCUUCCUUUAGAAAGUCACAAUUAUUGGAAACAGUGGAAUUGGGGAAUGCAUAGUGACACAAUAUUUCAAAGAUCUUUUGAUCCUAAAUCAGGUCACAUGAUGGAAUUGAAAAUUGAAAGGUUAAAUUGAAGUGGAUGUGUUGGUAGAUUGUUCUUGUCAGUCAAGAAUAAUUUCUGUUCAAUGACACAUCCAUGCCAACACUGCAUAUGAGAAAGAAGGUAAUGCAAAUGAGGUGGAAAGCAAAGCUGCAUCAAAGUUACAAGUGCGCAAUGGUUUGUUAGUAGCUUCCGACAGGACUACCAUAUCAUGGUAAUACUAUGAGUAUUCCAAUUAUCCUGCUGGUAGAAGAAAUGGGUAGCCACUAGAUGUCCAAGAUACUACUUUAAACAAGGCUACAAAUACUCUCAAAGCUGAAUCUAAACGAAUAAAUCAAGAUGUACUGAACCAAGUGAUGGUGAAGCAGGCUACAACUGUCAUGACCUGUCCAUUAUUUGAAGAUGAUCAAAAUAAAAUUAUCAGAGAGAAAGGAGAGCUUGAGAUUUUGAUUGUGAAUUUGCCACUCGACAAACUGAGAAGGGCUAGUGUUUUCUGCUGCAAAGUUGGAAAUAAUAGUAAGGUCCAGGCAUUUCACAAACAUUUAGGUCACAUGUCAAGCGGAUAUGAAAUUAAUUGCUAUCGCCUAGUGGUGCAAUCGGAUGCAGACAAAUCUGUUACUAGCUUAAUGGAAAUUCGUCUACUAUCAAUGUUCCUGCACUUCAAUUCUGUAAGAGAGGCAAACUAGAUGCCUAGUUAUUAAUCUAAAAGCUAAUGAGGAAUAACCAGAGAUUAGAUCUCAUAGAGUCUUGCAUGUGUUCAACAAAAGAAAAACUCCUAGUACACUCUGCAAAGGCACCCUCCCACAACCAAGUGCGGAGCUAAACCUGAAACAACAUCUCAGCUUUUCAGGGGUAACAGUAGGUGUGCCUUGUCUACAUAGCAUUGUAGUACCAUGUAGGCAGAGGAGAGAGGACAUUAAGGGAGCAAAAUGUCUCGUUCGCAUGUAACAAUGGCCUUGGCCAAUAGAAUUUUAUCUAAUGUGGUGUACACUCUUCGCCUUCCCUUUAUAUAAGAGGAAGGAAAACUUGUAUUAA
Messenger RNA from Quercus lobata, 7996 nucleotides. Its product is annotated as putative disease resistance protein RGA1. Gene Ontology annotation, molecular function: protein binding; ADP binding. The record is from RefSeq and is a predicted model, not a curated record. The coding region runs from base 118 to 3564 and encodes 1148 amino acids. NCBI's taxonomy places the organism in Eukaryota, Viridiplantae, Streptophyta, Magnoliopsida, Fagales, Fagaceae. The transcript has 13 exons.